GUCAACGCAAGAUUACAUGAAGAAAGGCAGGUGUCUUCAGGAGUGACGUGGCUUGAUCCAGCCCGCUAGAAAAUUUACUGACGGUCAAGAUCGACAGAAAUUCAGCGCGGUGGGGUUGUGGCCAACCAACCGUGUAAACUGGGAAUCUAGUGGUUCUCCAAAUGGGCGAAAAGAAACACAGAGUCGUGAUAAUCAUGCACUGAUCUGGAGAAUCUGUCCAACUGCCCUCCAGAUCCGAAGUCAAAGGGGAUCAUAGUUUGCCACCCCUACAAUAUUUACACAGCUGUGCUCCUACUUGAACAAUGGAGUGCCUGAUUAAUCAAUUAACUAAUUCUCGUGUAUCAUCAGCUCAGGUAGUAGUAGUAGUAGUAGUAUAGGAGGAGGAGAACCACAACAACCACCGCUGAUCUGAACACACAUAUAUAUAUAUCAAGACAGAGAGGACACAAUGCAUUGAGUUCUUUCAAGGAAGAGAAGGAUCCUUCUUCGUCUUCGUCUUCUCUUCUCGAGGUGGUUGAAGGUUCCCUGCUGAAUUCCUUGCUCUCCAUCAAACAAGGCCUCAACAUGUUCAUCAUAGAGGACAAAGGGGGCGCCAUUGCCAUCAUGUGCGCCUCCCUCUUUUUCCUGGGCACGUGGCCAGCGGUGCUCACCCUCUUGGAGCGCCGGGGACGGCUGCCGCAGCACACAUACCUCGACUACUCCAUAACGAACCUCCUUGCCGCCGUCCUCAUCGCGCUUACCUUCGGCCAGCUUGGGGAUGCAAAGCACAACAUGCCCAAUUUUUUCACUCAGCUCAGUCAGGACAACUGGCCUUCAGUGAUGUUUGCAAUGGCAGGGGGUGUUGUGCUCAGUGUUGGGAACCUCUCUACACAGUAUGCUUGGGCAUAUGUGGGUCUCUCAGUCACUGAGGUUAUCAGCUCAAGCAUGGUUGUUGUAAUAGGCACGACACUAAAUUACUUCCUGGACAACCGCAUCAACAGGGCAGAGAUUCUUUUCACUGGAGUGGCAUGCUUCCUUGUUGCAGUCAUCCUUGGCUCUGCUGUUCAUGCUUCCAAUGCGGCUGACAAUGAAAAGAAACUCAGUGAAUCCACAAAUACCUACAAACUUGGGACGGAUGGAGGUACGGAGAGAGGCAAACAAGUUAUAGACAAAGAUGCUCCGAAGGACAUGGAGAAUGGAGCUUCUGCAGAGUGUGACACCAAAGCCGAAGCUGGAACUGCAGAAUACCUAAUUGAGCUCGAAGAGCGCCGUUCAAUUAAGGUAUUUGGAUCAAGCACCUUUAUAGGGCUUGGGAUAGUUUUCUUUUCUGGCGUCUGCUUCUCUCUCUUCUCCCCGGCGAUCAACUUGGCUACCAAUGACCAGUGGCACACCCUGAAAGAUGGUGUCCCGCAUUUGGUGGUCUACACCGCCUUCUUCUACUUCUCCAUUUCGUGUUUUGUCGUCGGUAUCGGGUUGAACAUCUUGUUCCUCUACCGUCCAAUGGCGGGCGUGCCCAAGUCAUCCUUCAAGGCCUAUCUGAAUGACUGGGAAGGCAGGCAAUGGGCUCUUCUUGCCGGCUUCCUUUGCGGUUUCGGAAAUGGCUUCCAAUUCAUGGGUGGUCAGGCUGCUGGUUAUGCAGCUGCUGAUGCUGUUCAGGCAUUGCCACUUGUGAGCACAUUUUGGGGUAUCCUGCUAUUCGGGGAGUACCGAAAGUCGUCGAAGAAAACGUAUACUCUGCUCGUGUUCAUGCUGCUCAUGUUUAUCGCCGCUGUAGCAACACUCAUGGCUUCAGCAGGUCACAGGAGCACAAAGUGAUCUGCUGCCCCAUCCUUUCAUCAGUUAUUCUAGUUUGCAACUCUUCCUGACACAAGGCGAAGAAAUCCAGACAGGAAGACAAGGCACUUGAGCCCUUGACCAAGGAAGCAGGCCAUGCCAACACAAAGUGAAUUCCAUUCAUAAAGUUUUCGUUUGAAUGGAGCUGUACAUAACCACAAAAAUGGCAAAUGUUGAUGCAUUUUGAUUUCAAGUUAGUGCAGGAUAUUAUAUAUUAUAUAUAAAAGGAUGUGUUGUUCGUUCUAAAAGUCUAUAGCCAAUAGUACUAGGAAGCAGGACUCGCCAGAAUGCUACGAAAGAUCACUAUGAAAUUAUUAUGUUUGAUUUGGAUGCA
Molecule: messenger RNA, 2146 nt
Organism: Triticum aestivum (bread wheat)
Lineage: Eukaryota; Viridiplantae; Streptophyta; Magnoliopsida; Poales; Poaceae
Product: ureide permease 1
Exons: 8
Coding region: 565-1794 (409 amino acids)
Biological process (GO): nitrogen compound transport
Cellular component (GO): membrane
Molecular function (GO): allantoin:proton symporter activity; uracil:monoatomic cation symporter activity
Source: RefSeq, a predicted model, not a curated record